AUGGACAGCUUGCUUCCAACAACCAUACUGACAGUCAAUGAAAAUGUCACUGACAGAAGCCACCAUGGAAAUGCCAAUGAGAGCUCUGAGUUGCUACCCUUACCUUUCCCACACUGCCCAAAAUACAAGGAACUUCUGAGAGAAACCUUUGCAACAAGGGAUUCCCAAAGACAAAUUUUUGCAUUCCGGACAUUUCUGAGGUUUUUAGCAGCUCAUACAGGAUACCCAUUGAAGAAAAUUGAAUGUGUCAUCUGACUUUCAGAUAACUUGGCGAAUGAAGACAUUAAGAAUUACACUCUCCCUGCUUGGGCUACUCAUGGUGUCAGGAGCAAGCUGACAAAGCUUUUGGAAUGGUUACUGCAGGUGGAAUUUGGGUUCCACAAACAGACACAGAAAUCCUCUUUGCAGGGAGGUAUUCUUUUAAAAACUCUUGUAAAGCAUACCUCAGCUACUAGAAAGCCUUCACACCAGCAAAAAUUGGUGACAUACUCUGCACACGCAGCCACCUUUGCUGCCUUGCAGGUGGCACUCAAGGUCUUCAGCGGGAAGGUGCCUCCAUACAGAGCCUGUCAUCUGUUUGAGCUGUACCAGGAAAGAGAUGGGUACUACACCAUCCAGAUGUACUCCUGGAAUAACUCCUUGCCAGAUGGUCACCCCCUCACUCUCCCUUGCUGCAGAUUUCACUGCCCACUGGAGAAAUUUCCUCACUUGGGCUCCCCAGUCCCAGUACACCACUGGACCAGAGAAUGUAGGACACAAGAGGUUUGA
This is a messenger RNA of Dryobates pubescens (Downy woodpecker), 768 nucleotides long. RefSeq names its product prostatic acid phosphatase-like. Gene Ontology annotation, biological process: dephosphorylation; lysosome organization. Lineage: Eukaryota; Metazoa; Chordata; Aves; Piciformes; Picidae. The transcript has 10 exons. Gene Ontology annotation, cellular component: plasma membrane; lysosome. Gene Ontology annotation, molecular function: acid phosphatase activity. The record is from RefSeq and is a predicted model, not a curated record.